Saccostrea echinata is the source of this 3580-nucleotide messenger RNA. Its product is annotated as serum paraoxonase/arylesterase 1-like. The record is from RefSeq and is a predicted model, not a curated record. Lineage: Eukaryota; Metazoa; Mollusca; Bivalvia; Ostreida; Ostreidae. The coding region runs from base 72 to 1163 and encodes 363 amino acids. The transcript has 9 exons. Gene Ontology annotation, molecular function: arylesterase activity.
AUUCCGAUCCCGAUGUAAAGUAAAGGGGGUCAUCCUUGAACUGUUGAUCACGCCUCCACCGUCUAGAAGUCAUGAUUCUCAAAACUCUCUUUGGUAUUGCAUUGGCAUUAUCCAUAACAUUUAUUCUGAAAACGAUUAUGUUAAUGGACUACCACAAAACCCUGUGGAAUCACAGACCUGGAAAAUGUCACAUUGUGGAAGGAAUAGACCAUGGUUCUGAGGAUAUGCAGACCACCAAGUCUGGUUUAACUUUCAUCACUUCUGGAAUAAAUGGAGUGCUCUUUGGACCAAAAUUUGAUGAACAUUACAAAAAACACAAUGUGAGAGGGAGAAUCAUGUUGUUUAACAUGGAGAAACCAGAGGAUGGAGUCAAAGAAUUGAUGAUUAUUGGAAACAAGUUCAGUUAUGACGACUUCUAUCCUCAUGGAAUCAGUGUGCUAGAGGACAAAGGUAAAAUCUUCCUCUUUGUUGUGGUGCAUCGGAAUGAACACGAUACAGUGGAGAGGUUUGAAUUCCUGGAGAAGACUUUAGAACUGAAGCACCUGAACACUUACACAGGGGAUCUGGUUCACUUACUGAAUGAUGUAGCAGCAACUGGGCCAGACUCAUUUUACACAACAGAUUACGGAUAUUAUCACAAUCACUUAGGACAUACCUCAGAAAUUUUUCUAGGGCUUCACUUUGGGCAUGUUUUGUACUACAAUGGCCAGAAUUUCACGAUUGUUUCAGAACCAACACACAUGGCUAAUGGAAUUGCUCUGUCCAGGGAUGGAAAGCUUGUGUAUGUUGUCUCCAGUACUGGUAAAAAAUUUAUGGUGUUUAAACGAGAGACAGAUAACAGACUUACCAAAAUAAAUGUGAUUGAACUUGAUACAUUACCCGACAAUCCAAUCGUGGAUCCCAAAAAAGGAGAUGUAUUGCUGGGCUGUCAUCCAAUAGGAUUUAAAGUUCUACAACAUAAUAAUGACCCCAGUUACCCAUCAGCUUCACAGGUACUGAUGUUACACAUGGAUAAAACUGGAGCUAACAUGACAGGUGUCACAGAGCUGUUCUCAGAUGACCUUGAACUCUUUGGUUCCAGUGUAGCUACAAUGUACAAAAAUCGUAUGUUGAUAGGUACAGUGUGUCACAAAAUGAUGUACUGUGAGGUCAAUACAUUAUAAGAAUUCUGAACUUAUAAUUUUAUUUCGAAAAUGUGUAUAUCUUAGAAUGUGUGAGUGCCAUUUAGUUAUGACCUAGCUUGGCUAUGUCUGUUUGACACCAUGUUUUCUGGGUAAAUGUAUUUUUUUUCCCCAGAACUUUUCCAUGAUUAUUGCAUAAUGUUCAAACUUUGGGUGUUAUUUCAGGUUCAAAUUGAAUCUUGCUGGGACCUCUUUUUUGUUGUAUUCUUACAUUGUUAAGCCAACAUGUACAUGUAUGUGAUAAAUGUAUUAAAGUGCAUUACCGGUAUAUAUUUAAAUGUACAUAUAUGUGCCUUAUGAGGAAUCUUAAUUUUCCUCUAUUUUGAAGUCAGAUUUUUACAAUAUAUUACAUCUUGAAUAUUCAAAAAUAUACUGUAUACAGGGAAAUUUCACCCCUUUUUAUUUUUGCCCUUUUCGCCCUAUUCACAAAUGGGCAUAUUUUAAACAGUGUGAAUGGAAAGAAAACAUUUUUUCUUUAAAAAGAAAUUUGUAUGGGUCAAUUAAAAACGGGUCUAAAUUGUUUGUUAGUGGGAUAAGAUGAAAAUGACACUGGGCAAAAAUAACCCUGUGUUCAGUAAUUGUUACAAUGUAUUUGCAGUUUGAAAUGAUUAUCAUAAUAUUUUUAGUAGUUUUUUUGUAUAUUGCUGUAUAACAUCGAAUCUUAUACCCAUAUCUUCCGAAUGUCUUAAAUUGUUAAAUUAACAUCAUUUAUUUCAAGUAAGAUUACCACAAAACAAUGAAAUUCACCAAUUGUUCUGUCAGACAAUCCAAAACAAUUUUUACUUUUGUACUUUUUUUAUUUUUAAAAGUUAAACCACAUUAAUCAUUAUACUGGGACUGAGUUAGGAACUUUAAGGGUUUAUAUAUUGAGUUUGAAAUAGUCUUCUUCAAGCCAUGACAUUUGCUCUCAUUUUUGUGUGAUUGUAUGAUUUUUAUAAUUUUCUUAAGAAAAAUUUGAUCUGUCUUGUUAAAAAAAAGAGAAAUCUAUGAAAGUAUAAUGUUUCAACUUUUUACAACUAGUCUAAAAACUAUUCCAGAUUAGUUUUUAGCUCACCUGAGCCGAAGGCUCAUGUGAGCUUUACUGAUUGAAAUUUGUCUGUUGUCUGACGUCGUUGUUGUUGUUGUAAACUUUUCACAUUUUCAUUUUCUUCUCAAGAACUACUGGACCAAUUUCAACCAAACUUGCCACAAAGUAUCCUUAAGGUAAAGGGGAUUCAAGUUUGUUCAAAUGAAGGGCCAUGCUUCUUCCAAGGGGAAAUAAUUAUGAAUUUGUGAAAAAUAAAUGGUAUUUAAAAAUCUUCUUCUCAAAAACCACUGUGCUUGAAAAUAUGAAACUUAUGUGGAAUCAUUGUGAGGUAGUGUAGAUUCAAGUUUGUUCAAAUCAUGAGCCCUGGGCGUUGAGUGGGGCCACAAUGGGCGAUCAAAGUUUUACAUAAGGAAUACAUAGGAAAAAUCUUUAAAAAUUGUCUUCUUCAGAACAGCAAAGCCAUGAUUGGUCAUAUUUAUAUGCAAGCAUCAUCAGGUAGUGUAGAUUGAGAUUUGUUCAAAUCUUGACCCCCGGGGGUAGGGUGGGGCCACAAUAGGUGAUCAAUGUUUUACAAAGGAAUACAUAGGAAAAAUCUUUAAAACUCUUCUUCUCAAGAACAGCAAAGCCAUGAUUGGCCAUAUUUAUAUGCAAGCAUCCUCAGGUAGUUUAAAUUCAAGUUUGUUCAAAUCAUGACCCACGGGUAGGGCCACAAUGGGUGAUCAAAGUUUUAUAUACAGUAGGAAUAUAUGGGAGAAAAAUCUUUAAAAAUCUUCUUCUCAAGAACAGCAAAGCCACGAUAAGUCAUAUUAAAUGGAAGCACCCUCAGGUAGUGUAGAUUCAAGUUUGUUCAAAUCAUGACCCCUGGGGGGUAGGGUGGGGCCACAAUGGGGGAUCAAAAUUUUAAAUUGGAAUACAUUGAAAAAAUCAGCAACAGCCAUUUUGUGUCAUAUUAAUUCAAAAGCAUCCUUAGGAAGUGUAGACUCAAGUAAGUUCAAAUCACACACCCCCAACUACUUUUAUAUUUAAACUUUUCAAGAGUGAACUGAUUUCUUCUUUUUCCUAGCAACAGUGCUCAGGUGAGCAAUGUGUCCCCUGGGCCUCUUGUUUCUCUGUUUGAAUAGGUUCUCUGAAAGGCUUAAUUGGAUAUGAACUUAUUUAAAGUAAUAAUUAUUUACUAGUAUACAAAGUAGGCAUUAUUCAUUUAUAUUUAACAUGUAAUUAUUGUAUUUUUCCUUUGAACAGCAUUUGUAAUCAAUUUGAUUUCUUUGACAAUUAUAUAUUUAUUGCCUUAUUACGUUAUACAUUCCUAAUCCUUAGAACAUGUACAUUAUUAAAUGCAUCGGCAGAAAAUUUAAUAAAAUUCAUGACAUGU